Molecule: messenger RNA, 264 nt
Organism: Anisakis simplex (herring worm)
Lineage: Eukaryota; Metazoa; Nematoda; Chromadorea; Rhabditida; Anisakidae
Source: the annotation of a GenBank genome assembly
AUGUUGUUGUCGAGUAGGGUUGAGUCGGCAGCCCGAUACCCAGCGAUCCCUGAGAAUAAGCUAAAUUUAGCACCAUCAGCAAUGGGAAGUCGUUCGAAUUCUGUGAGUCGACGUUCGUCGAUGAUCGAUGACUGUGGUCGUUUCUGUGCACAACCGAUAGCCGACAGCGGUCCUGAGCUGUUGGUAUCGCUAUGUUGUGAUAUGGGUCACGUAGUUGUCGGCAUUGAAAAAGGCUCUUCAUUCACCUAUAAUUCUAAACUUCCU